UAAGUAAAGGGCGAUCUGCAAAGAGAACGAGACCAGACGGAAACGAAGACGUAUAAGAAGCUCCCUUUCUGCGUUAAUUGUGGACAGAGCCAUUAUAGGACUUUUCCAUCCAACUUGAGGACAGUGAAGCUACCGAACUAAACGCGACAGUGUCAACGCUGGGUGUGUGUGUAUGUGCGUGAUUUUUUUGGAGCGUCAGGAUUUUUCUGUGCCGCGUUUUGUGCGUCAUGACACGAUCUGGUUGAUAGUUGGACUCCAAAGUUUCAGCGAUCUCGCUACAGGUGGAGGACUUUUUCUUUCUUUAAAAAAUAAUAAUAAAGCCGUGUCGAGCGCAGAGAACCGAUGACGGCCGAGGUCCAGCAGCCUUCCGUGCAGCCGCCUGCCCAAAGCAGCCCGAUGUCCGCGCCCGAGAAAGCGCACGCUCAAUCGGCGGCCAUGGACGCGGCCUCUUCCACCACCAAAGCCAAAAAGACAAAUGCCGGCAUUCGGCGUCCUGAGAAGCCGCCGUACUCGUACAUCGCGCUCAUCGUCAUGGCCAUCCAGAGCUCUCCGACAAAGCGUCUGACGCUCAGCGAGAUCUACCAGUUCCUCCAGAGCCGCUUUCCGUUCUUCCGCGGCUCUUACCAAGGCUGGAAAAACUCCGUGCGCCACAACUUGUCCUUAAACGAGUGCUUCAUUAAGCUGCCCAAGGGGCUCGGGCGGCCAGGGAAGGGCCACUACUGGACCAUCGACCCUGCGAGCGAGUUCAUGUUCGAGGAGGGCUCUUUCCGGCGCAGACCGCGCGGAUUCCGGCGCAAAUGUCAGGCGCUCAAGCCGUCAAUGUAUAGUAUGAUGAAUGGCCUCGGGUUCAACCACCUACCCGAGUCUUACAACUUCCAGGGCAGCGGUGGAGGCCUGUCCUGCCCGCCAAAUAGUUUAUCCUUAGAGAGCGGGAUUGGGAUGAUGAACGGACAUUUGGCAGGCAACAUGGAUGGAAUGGGCCUGGCGGGACACUCCAUGUCUCAUCUGUCGGCCAACAGUGGACAUUCCUACAUGGGGAACUGUACGGGAUCCACAGGCAGCGAUUAUCCCCAUCACGACAACUCAGCCUCGCCCUUGCUCUCCGGCGGUGGAGUCAUGGAGCCGCAUCCCGUUUACUCGAGCACGACCUCGGCGUGGGCGCCCGCGCCCUCGGCUUCCCUUAAUAACGGAGCGUCUUAUAUUAAACAGCAGCCACUGUCUCCGUGCAACCCUGGUGCAAAUCCUUUACAGCCUAGCUUACCGACACACUCUUUGGACCAGUCAUAUCUGCACCAGAAUGGACACAGCACGACCGAUCUGCAAGGUAUUCCCAGGUACCAUUCCCAGUCUCCCAGCAUGUGCGACCGGAAGGAGUUUGUUUUCUCUUUCAACGCCAUGACAUCUUCAACUAUGCAUUCACCUGGAAGCGGCUCUUAUUAUCAUCACCAACAAGUCGCCUAUCAGGACAUCAAGCCUUGCGUGAUGUGACAGCACUGGUAAUGAUUUAAAGACUGAUUAAACACUGAUGAAGGAGCCACGGAGCCUCUGCGGUGGGAAAAAAAUAACAGUAAGAACAAAAGGGCUUAAAAGGAGCGCUGGACAGGACAAAAAGGGAAGAAAGGAUAACUGCGUUCUAAAUGACAGGCCACGUCCAGAUCAAAAUGCGCAGUGAUAAAAAAAAAAAAAAAAACUCGGUACAAAACCACGCAAAGGAGAAAAACCGGGUACCUUACAACCGUGUCGGGUGUUUUCCACCACCAUCACCACCACCACCAGUUUUUCAAACAGUUUAUGAGGUGUUGUGUGCCAAAUGUAUUCAAGCUAUUUCCAAAUAAAACAGCGUAAAAUAAUUCUGAACUUAUGUGCAUCUCAAUGCAAAAAAAGAGCUGAAAAAAGAAAAGGAAACCCGCUUGGUACUAACUCUGCUGGCGGAUGGAUACCACUUGAGUGUAGAUUGUGAGUGACUGUCAUGUGUAAUGUCCUGGGUUUCAAUUGCCAGGAUUGAAUUUUGUGGGUUUUUUUUAAGUGAAAAUUGUAUUUUUUUCGUUUGUUUGUUUUUAUGUAAGCUUAUAUAAAUAUAAAUUUUAAUUCAGGACAAGCUGUUAUCUGAUCAUACAUAGUGAAUUAGAAAGUGCAAGUAAAAGAAUAAUUAUCAUAGUUCAUGGAAGGAAAACGAAGGCACUUUUAAACCUACAAGCGCAACUUUUAUUUAUUCUGUUUAUAUCUGGAUUGUAUAAUUAUAGCCCUAGUAUUGAACGCUUUAUCGGCAAUAUUUGCCCAGACGCUGUCAUAUUCCGUGUAAACAAAAAAAAAAUGAAGGUUUAAUGUAA
Messenger RNA from Clarias gariepinus (North African catfish), 2330 nucleotides. RefSeq names its product forkhead box F1 (gene foxf1). Gene Ontology annotation, molecular function: DNA-binding transcription factor activity, RNA polymerase II-specific; RNA polymerase II cis-regulatory region sequence-specific DNA binding. Gene Ontology annotation, cellular component: nucleus. The record is from RefSeq and is a predicted model, not a curated record. NCBI's taxonomy places the organism in Eukaryota, Metazoa, Chordata, Actinopteri, Siluriformes, Clariidae. The transcript has 2 exons. Bases 343 to 1488 code for a protein of 381 amino acids. Gene Ontology annotation, biological process: animal organ morphogenesis; regulation of transcription by RNA polymerase II.